Anolis sagrei ordinatus is the source of this 3454-nucleotide messenger RNA. The record is from RefSeq and is a predicted model, not a curated record. NCBI's taxonomy places the organism in Eukaryota, Metazoa, Chordata, Lepidosauria, Squamata, Anolidae.
AUGGCCAAUGAAACGGACGAGGAGCCCCUGACGCCCGAGGUCAAGGAAGACCCAGCUGAGCCCGGACAGCCUGUCAUGACUUCGCCAACCAACAAUUGGCACCUGUCAAAUCCUGACAAGGAAUCCAUCAGCGUCACUUUGCACGGGGCCAAGAACCUGCCCCCCACCCGCAAGGGCAACACCCCCAAUCCGUACGUCGUGAUCAAAACCAGCUCGGAUGAAGAGAACAAGCAGCCAGCGCAAGGGACGACGCACACGGCCACAGAGCCCUCGCACUCUCCCACGUGGGACGAGAAGGUGACCGUGGAAGUGGACUCCGCCAAGGCCGGAGAAGAAGACGUUUCCCUGACGAUCGCGGACAAAGACACCAAGGAAGUCUUGGCAAAAUACAACAUCCCUGUGAAGUAUCUGCGGCCCUUUCACCAUUACCAUUGCGCAUUGGGACUGCCUCGGAAGAAGGACCCACUUGGGACAACGCUGUUUGCAUCCAUCGUCCGUAAAGGGAGUCUCAUCCCAAGAUACGGAGGAGUGAAUUACACCGGUUUGGAGGUCUUCUUAAAAGGCAUCAACAAGCCUUUGGCACACCCUGAGGGCACUAUUGUUGCGACAGCCAGAAUCGUAAACAACCUCAAAGCUUAUGUAAAGGAGAUGAAGUCUCGGCCGUUUGAUGCCUCUCCUGUUCCACUGACUGUGGUCAACUUCCCAGAUCCCACAAUGGAGGAUUUCGACGUCCCACGAGUCAACAAUCAUGGCUAUCCUCAGCUUUCUAAACCGUCGGGAUCUCCAGAGCAACCGACGUGGGACUCGUCCUUCUUGUUCCAAGGAAGAGACGGAGCCACGGCCUUCUCCGACGACACCGCCUUGGUGAUCGAAUACUUCAAGUCACGCAUUUUCUAUGUCCUUUGGGUCAAUCCUACACAAACUCUGUCUCUAGUCCAGCUUUUGGAUCCAUGGUUCCGCCUGGGGUCUGGAGUGCUGUGCGAGUCCUACCGGCCCCCCUCUGCGUUUCAAGCUCUAGUGGGAGUGUCGGGCUCGGGAUGGGAUGCUCGGAGUUGGGGUCCAGACGAUGACGGCAAAACCGUGGACGGGCCUCACCAGCUUGGAAAGGCUGCCUUGCAGCAUGGGGUGAUGGCCGGCCGGCGAGGCUUCGGCAGCAUCUUUGUGGUGGCCAGCGGCAACGGAGGGCACCACAACGACAACUGCAACUACGACGGCUAUGCCAACUCCAUCUACACCGUCACCAUCGGAGCCGUGGACGAGAUGGGCUUCAUGCCUUUCUAUGCGGAGGAGUGCGCCUCCAUGCUGGCCGUGACCUUCAGCGGCGGGGACAAGCUCAUGAGGAGCAUCCAAACGAAACAGCGGGGGAUCAAUGCAAAGAGAGGCCGAUUUGGAACAGUUGUGAAUGCUCUGAAGCUCAGCUUGAUGCCCAAGGGAGGCCAGGGCCGGAAUCCACAGAGGCCAGGCCAGCCGCACCUCCCACAAGGCGAGUUGCCGCCCCACGAGGCUUUUUCUGCGAUCCUGCCGGAAAAGGAUUAUGACAGGCCAAUCGUGGAAGAAAUCCCAGAGGAGGAGCCGGACAACUACCGCCUGGCCUUGCAGAAGAUGGCCGACGACAUCAUCUCCCUCCGCCGCCACAUCGCCGACCUGGAGAACGAGAACAGCGCUCUGCGGCGCAACCUCACCGUGCACGAGGACGUGGGGCGGGCCCUCUUCCAGGACAUCGACCUGGACGCCAUGACCAAGGCCGAAAUCGUGGACCGGAUCUUGUCCCUCAAACAAAAGCUAUCUUCUGGAGCUCGGGAGAUGGCCAGGAUGAAGGACCGGGUGCAAAAGUUACAGAACGAGCUCAUUCGGAAAAACGACCGAGAAAAGGACCUCAUGAUGCUCCAGCGGGCCCACCAGCAGCAGCAGAUGGUGCUGAGGAAAUGCCAGGCCAAGAUGGCCAAGAUGCAAGCGCUGGAGGGUGCCGUGCGGCAGCAGGAGAAGGUGAUUGAGAGGAUGGAGCGGAUGUUGGAAGGGAGGAUGAAGGACCGGCUCAAAGGCACCGUCCACAUGUCAGACUUGACCCAAGGAGCAGGUGUGGGCGAUAACUGGUCCAAGGACCUCUACUCCACCUUGCUGAUGGAGAACACAAGGCUCCGGGAUGAACUUGGCAAGUCCUCCUUCAACUCGCCCAUCAUCCUGCAGCAGCAAGCCUUGCCGGAUGUGUUUUCUGCCAGCUCGGAAAAGCUCUCCCUGAUUUCAAAACUGGAAAAGGCCGAGGCACGCAUCCAAGCUUUGGAGUUCCAGUUGGAGGGAUCUGCCCGAAAGUGGGGACGGGAGAAGCAAGACUACAGCAAUCGGCUUCUAGAACAAGAUCUGGGAUUUGUCCACUCUCCAGCCUCUCUGAUACUCCAGGAUUACUUGCUGGACGAGAAGGAAGGGAGACGGGGUGAAGAUGAGAAGAUUCGCAAGGCCCAGACAGGGAUGGACAAGUAGUACGGUGCUUGGCUGGAUCCAAGGACAGAAGACUCGUUCAAAUCCCCUAAGACAUCUCAAGAAGCACCAGAGCCUCCACCCACUCCCAUAGCUCUGCAGGACCAGCGGCAUAUUUGACACACUAUGUUGGGACAUAUUGCAAAAUAUAUGGACACACACACACACCCCUUCCAAGGUUAUUAUAUGCCUCUUCCCCAAGAGGAAACAGAAUGCCUGCCUCCGUAUUAAAGACUUAACCCUUGUUUCUCUCCAUUUGAAAAGUUAAUGGAUUCCAGAUUUACUUGGAAAGAAGGAGACCAGAGUUGGGGAGGCGUUGGGAAGGGAGAGUAUCUUGGGGAACCAUUUGGGAGUAGAAGUAGUAGGCGUUGACACUUCCCUCCAAACAGGUUUAGUGCCUUCAUAGUUUGGACUGAAGUCCGAAGUAGAUUUGCUAGUAUCUCCAGUGUUUUGGAAACCACCACUGAAUAGAAUAGACCGGUAUGUCUAAACUCUCCCCUUCUAGGAGUCUGGGACAUCAGCUCUCAGACUUCCAAGGGAGCUGAGGCUUCUGGGGAAAGAAGUCCAAAACACCUGGAGAAGAUCACCAACAUCCACAUUUGCUGCAUUCUGUUGUAAAUGAAACCUAUGGCACUUCAGAUGUUGUCUAUACUAGUUCAACCAAACGUCAACACUACUAGGCAGUCGAUGUAGAGCAGUUCAUUAACAUCUGGAAAACUGUGGCAAAUGUUUUCUGGAUUAAUUACAAACGGAAUAGACCCAUUUAAUCAAAUGUUGAAUGCUAGGUCAACGCAUUGGUAAAUCUCCUUGAUUUCAGGCAGUGGUCCUCAAGCUUUGGACUCCAACUCCCAUAGAAGUUGGAGUCCAAAUGCUCAUGAAUUCUGAUCAACCAUCAGAAUUCCAAAAUGUUGGAAGAUUGAGAACCAGUGAUUGAAUGGGUCUAGUUGGAAGUAGAAAUAGAUGCAAAAGUCCCCCACAC